GAGCCGGCUAACCGAGACGUGUCCUGGGAAGUCUAGAUAGAGUCUGGGUCUAAGUUAUUUUUUUCAAAAUGAGCUCAUCAAGCUCAAGUGAUUCCGAUAGUAGUGAGAAGAGCGAGGCACGAGAUUUGUCGCGACUUUUGGUGAUAGAACCGUUGUAUGGGGGCGGCCACAAGAAGAUGAUCGAUAGUUUGCUGAAAAUAUGCCGCAAAGUUGAAAGAAAGGUUUAUAGAUCAACUCUCGCUGGCGUGGCUCAGAGGCGUCCCAAAUGGAUUAACGGGGUUCAACUCAAUUAUAAAUACGCCAUUGAAGUUGGACCUAAAAAACGAUAUACUUUAAUUACGAUGCCGCCAACUAAAUGGGAGUGGCGUUCAAGGUGCUCCGCUAUGUAUUUGGCGGAGAUAAUACCUCGAGAUCAUAGUUACGAAAUUCUGUUCUGCUCGUCAGUGUUGCCACUAGCAGAACUUAUCGGAAUUAGGCCAGAUCUGGCGCAUUUGUUUAAGAUUGUAUAUUUUCAUGAAAAUCAUCUUGAACUAACUUUGUACCCUUACGAAGAUCUCAACUAUCACCUAGGUCAUAGCGAGAUUAUGACAUGUCUGGCAGCGGAUCAGGUUUUAUUCAACUCUAAUUAUCAUGCAGAGUCAUUCAUUGCUGCGAUCAGCAAACAUAUGGCGAAACAGCCAGACUUUACGGUAUCUAAUUUGGAAAAAAAGAUCCGGAAUAAAAGCCAGGUGGUGCACUUCCCAUUGGAUCUACAUACAAUUGAAUUGUGUACAGGCAGUGCGAAGAAACGAAGGAAGCCCACUCUAUGUAUUAUUUGGCCCCACCGCUGGGAGUUGGACAGGAAUCCCUUGAUGUUCUUCAGAAUCAUCAAACGCAUGGAUGAUGAAGGCUAUGAUUUCAGGGUUAUCAUGCUGCCUUCAUCGUACAUGGUUGACCCACAAUAUCCCUUGCAGCUCCAGCUAAUGGAUGACAUACCCAAAUCCCGUUUGCUGGUCCUGGACGACAUUGAAAGCAGUGACAGAGCUUACUACGCAUCGCUCAAAUGCGGUGAUGUUAUUUUGUCGACAGCGAAACACGAAUUCUUUGCGCAUCAGAUCAUGGAAGGAAUGUAUUGCAAUCUGAUCCCCGUCAUUCCACGUCUCCCUGUAUAUCAGGAGCUGUUCAACGAUAUCAAGGACGUAUAUGAUAAUGAAAAUCAACUGUACGAGAUUCUAGUCGACCUUUGCGACAAAAAGAGAGCAGGCAUUCUUGAUGCUGAUCCUAAUUACAAGCGAAACACCUAUCGUUUUGAGAGCUGCAGAUGGUUCCAAUCCUUAAUGUCAGUCCUCAAAUGUAAACUGAUAUAAGUUUACAGAAGACUUUUAAUUCACGAUCGUCACGUCCUCUCACCAUUCUUGGAUCAACACAACUUACGUAUGGAGCAGUUCCCCUCCUCGCGCUGGCUACAUCUCAAGAAUGCCGAAAUGAUCACUGGCUGACUUGGGAUCAUAAUAAUCAAUAUAGGUACCUUAACCAUGAUUCAAUAGAAGCUGAUAACUAUGUAAAUAAACAUUAUUACACACAAUUACACCAUAAUCAUACACAUUAUUUAACAAGGUUAUGAAAUCAACUCAGAAAUACUUAAAAAGGGUACUAAAUAGGUAUCUAGUUGAAUCAGCUCCGUGAUCUUUACGCACAAUAAAUUGGACCAUCUAGCUAGGUAUCUACAAUAAUUUAACUUUCCGAUUAAAGAAAGCUUUAUUAUUCGCACCAUUAGGGACCGCCAGUACAUAGACCACAAAUACGGCAAUAUUAAUCAGUCAUAUUUGUUUACAUGAUUAUUGGCGUCUAUUGAAUCGGACUAUACAUUUCAAAAUGAUGUAUCAAUCACUGUGCCAACAGCGAAGUAUUUUGAAUUGUAAGUAAUAGAUAUUACGACUUUACUUUCACAGAUGCGAACUUUUUACACCAUGCCAAUAGAAUUUGAGAAAUUGUCAAUAUCUGAAAUAUUGAUUGAAAUGUAUUACGAGUAUAAACUAUAAGUUGACGUUAUAUUACUUUGUCGUGAAACUCAAUUUUAUAAAUAAAUAAGAACAGUAUUGAAACCUGCUGAUGACAUAGGUCGGCUUAGUUUGUAAAGUUUGCAAACUCUAUUGGUGUGGAUCAUUUAACUUUUGAUCAUUAUGCAACGCGAACGCUCAAAAGUUAUUUUUUUAAUAAAUAUAAAUCUAAUCUAUAUCGUCGGGCGGACUCAUCCACAAUGAUACUCCAUUACUUACUACCCCGCGGGGUACCGGGUAGUAGAAUAGUGCCCCCCCUUUCUCUUCUCGUGGGUGUCGUAAGAGGCGACUAAGAGACAGUCAUGUCAAGGAAUGGGCAGCAGCGUCCCUUGAUUAACAUCUACGUAUACAACAUCUAUACGACUGCGACCACCAACCGUCUGUCACGGGAGGUGAGACUGCAUAAGGCUGCAGUGGUGAGAUCGAACACGUGAACACGCAAUGUUCAGCAAAAGAGUUUUUGGUCGGGUUCUAACAGCUGAGUGGUUUGAUAAUAACACGAAAGGUCCGGCAGCUUCAUAAGGAUAUUCUAUCUCCAUUACCAAACAGAAACCUUAUGGUUUACCAAUGCUUCGAACUAUAUUCUGCUAAGAAACACAGGAACUGUGAUGUUUAAUUUUACAUGGCUUGAUUAGACACACACAUCAGGAUGUGUAAUAUUUAAUUUAAAUUGAUAAGAUCACGGAAAGACUGAAGAGGAAUUUCGAAAUUGAAGAAAGAAUGUUUGUUGGAGGUGGAGUAUGAAAGGAAUAUUUUGCAGACUUAAAUCUGAAAUAAAUAAUACAUCAUUAUUACCGAUCACAAAUUUUAUCGUAAAGCAAUAAUUUGGACUAUAUUCACUAUGCAACACCUUUACUUGAACAGGCAUUGCUUUUCGAAAGAGUUUUUGGUCGAGUUCCAACGUGAUACAGAUUUAAAUUAACAUCUGUGAGAAAUUGAUAAGAUCGUGUAAAACCUAGACAAGAAUUAAACAUUUUGGGAAAGUAAGUUUAUAAUCGGAAGUGAACGUCAUGUGAAAUAAAGAUUUCGGGUCGACUGGGUGAAUAAUGAACAGAUGCAGAACACAAUCUUACAGCUUAAAAUCAGAAUUUGGAUUGGGAUAACUGAGACUCGCUGAACAUAGUGUUAUCCGUGUUCGAUUCCAUCCAGGAAUAGUCAGAAGAACACGACUAUUAAACUUAUGUUUGUAUCCUAACUUAAUUUCAUAGGUUUUAAUAAGUUUUUAUAUUACUUUGUAUUUGAUUACCAAAGCAUGCACUAGCUUGCUGUGGUGAAAUUUUAUCACUUCAUUGACAAUUCUUAAAUUCAAUUUUAUCAUUUCUACAGAAGCAAUAUGCUUCUUAUUCCUCUAUGAGUGUCAUAUGAAAAUUUCUAUGUCUAUUUUAACCGUGCAAUAAAUAUCUAUAAAAUAAGAUAAGAUAAUAUUAUAACAAAGAAAUGCUGCGCUGAUAACAACCCAAAAUUUAAUACUCUACAAAAUCUGAAGUUGGAUCAAGAAUAAUUGCCAGAUACUUUAAAAUCCAAAAUCACCGCAACAUUUCUUAAAAUUACAUUGGUGUCUAUGCUAUACCCUAGUUGGAAAGAUUCCGCAACUACGGGGAUUUUGAUUCAUAACAACUUUGGUCUUGACAGUUGACGGAAUUUCUGGUCGAUUGGUAAAGCAUUAUGGAAAAUACGGGUUAUUUAACGACGGUUAGUCGAGUUGAGGAAGCUUCUACACGGCGAUGUUUGAAACGUCUGUUAGACACGGAAAUACAGGGGUCCUAUGGUCGUGUCUCGAUGAAAUUUUUGAUCGGAGUAAUCUUUUUUGAAUUAAGAGUACAUAGCAAUGGACCUAGGUUCAUCAUCCGAUGAGGCAGCUCGUAAGCAUUAUUAGAUUAAGAUCUCUUCGACUUUGUUUCUCGUGCAAUAUACCAGCACCCUAACUUUCCUACACCUAUUAUUCCUUCUUUAUCUUUACCUUCUUUCCUCAUCACCUCAUUAUUCCUCAAACUUUAUCCUACAAUUCUAAUUUAAACCCUUGUCUCUUAUUACCUUAAAUUAGGUUUCUGUGACAAAGUCCUUUCUUAAAUUCCUGUUUCGUAA
Messenger RNA from Ostrinia nubilalis (European corn borer), 4124 nucleotides. Its product is annotated as glycosyltransferase-like domain-containing protein 1-like. NCBI's taxonomy places the organism in Eukaryota, Metazoa, Arthropoda, Insecta, Lepidoptera, Crambidae. The transcript is spliced from 7 exons. The record is from RefSeq and is a predicted model, not a curated record. Bases 69 to 1346 code for a protein of 425 amino acids.